Salvelinus sp. IW2-2015 is the source of this 900-nucleotide messenger RNA. Its product is annotated as aquaporin-3-like. Gene Ontology annotation, cellular component: plasma membrane; basolateral plasma membrane. The record is from RefSeq and is a predicted model, not a curated record. Gene Ontology annotation, biological process: water transport; glycerol transmembrane transport. Gene Ontology annotation, molecular function: urea transmembrane transporter activity; glycerol channel activity; water channel activity. NCBI's taxonomy places the organism in Eukaryota, Metazoa, Chordata, Actinopteri, Salmoniformes, Salmonidae. The transcript has 6 exons. The coding region runs from base 1 to 900 and encodes 299 amino acids.
AUGGGAAAACAGAAGGCACUUAUGGACAAGCUAGUGAGGACCUUUCAGAUCRGCCACAUGUUGCUACGCCAGGCUCUUGCAGAGUGCUUGGGAACCCUGAUACUCAUGUUUGGCUGUGGUGCAGUGGCCCAGCUGGUGCUGAGUGGUGGCUCCCAUGGAAUGUUCCUCACCGUCAACUUUGCCUUUGGCUUCGCUGCCACAUUGGGCAUACUGGUCACCGGACAGGUCUCAGGAGGCCACCUGAACCCAGCUGUAACCUUCGCUCUCUGUCUAUUGGGGAGAGAACCUUGGAGGAAGUUCCCUGUGUUUUUCUUAUUCCAGACUCUGGGGGCCUUCCUGGGAUCUGGGAUCAUAUUUGGCAUGUAUUUUGAUGCAUUGUGGGACUACGGCCAAGGAACACUGAUCGUUGUGGGGGAGAAUGCCACUGCUGGGAUCUUUGCUACCUACCCCUCCAAACAUCUCACUCUGGUUAAUGGAUUCUUUGACCAGAUGAUAGGCACGGCUGCCCUGAUCAUGUGUAUCCUGGCCAUCGUGGACCCCUACAACAACCCUAUUCCCCGGGGUUUGGAGGUUUUCACGGUGGGCUUUGUGGUGCUGGUCAUCGGUCUGUCCAUGGGCUUCAACUCGGGCUAUGCUGUCAACCCUGCCAGAGACCUGGGCCCACGCAUAUUUACUGCCCUGGCUGGCUGGGGUAGCGAGGUCUUCACAGCUUAUUCCUACUGGUUCUUUGUGCCUAUCUUUACCCCCUUCAUUGGUGCGGUGGUGGGGAUGAUGGUGUACCAGCUGAUGGUGGGGUACCACGUGGAGGGAGAGGCACGGGAGAAGAGGGAAGAGGAAGAAAAGGAGGAGCAAGAGGAGAUGCUUAAACUGUCCAGCCUUACAACCAAGGAGAGCGCCUGA